AUGCCUUCGUCUGUAGGACAGGGGGAGAGGGCGGAGCAACCGACGCGGAGCCCGGACACCUGGCCUGCACUGGUCCGAGCUGACCUCUGGGAUGCUGCAGGGGCUACUAAGGAAACCAACCCGAGUCCUCCAAACGCUGAUGAAGAUGGAGCCGAUGAGACUGGGAAGGAGAUUGUGAGCCCGGAGGCCUACAUCAAACAUCCACUUCAGAACAGAUGGUCUCUGUGGUUCUUCAAGAAUGACAAGAGCAAAACAUGGCAGGCCAACCUGCGCCUCAUCUCUAAAUUUGACACAGUUGAAGAUUUUUGGGCCCUCUACAACCAUAUUCAGCUGUCAAGCAACCUCAUGUCAGGUUGUGAUUACUCCCUUUUUAAGGAUGGCAUUGAACCCAUGUGGGAGGAUGAGAGGAACAAGCGUGGCGGACGCUGGCUGAUCACACUCACCAAGCAGCAGAGAAGAUCAGACCUGGACCGCUACUGGCUGGAAACUCUCCUGUGUUUAGUCGGAGAGGCUUUUGAUGACUACAGCGACGAUGUGUGUGGAGCCGUUGUCAACAUCCGCAACAAGGGGGAUAAAAUUGCUGUGUGGACAUCUGACUAUGAGAACCGGGAGGCUGUAACACACAUAGGGAGGGUUUACAAGGAGCGCCUGGGACUUCCUAUGAAGAUCGGCUACCAGUCUCACACCGACACGUCUACCAAGAGCGGCUCAACCACCAAGAACAAAUUUGUAGUCUGAGAAAUGCCCCUUUGUGCCUCUUUCAUUUCCUGUGUCUUAUGUGUUGGUGCGAACGUUUACUUUGCUGCAAAGACUCUGCGAAACGCAAUCUGGAGAGAAAGGAAAGUUCAAACUAUGUGCCAAAAUAACCAUAACCAGCCCAUUUCCAGUUCAACAGACAUGUAUUAAACUGUACACAGGUGGUUCAUGACACUAACAGUGAGUGGUGGAAAGUACUUAGAGUGAUUUAUACAAAAUAAAUUUUAUUGAUUUUUAGAUGCCUUUUCUGUUGAAUGGCAGGGAAUCCUGGAAUGCAAAAAUUGUAUAUUUCUCUCCUGUUUUUGUACGGCCUCUGGUUUGCUGUAAUCCUGACAUUAAACACAUUUAAUUUAUUAUAUUAACCUGCCUGCAUAAUAUUAGUGAUUUAAACCUUUGAUUGUGCUUUUUUGUGCCUUGAAUUGUUGCAACCUUUUUAAAGUAUUUCAUGACUCAUAUUCAUUUGAGUGUUAAUAUGAAUAAAACUGGUUUUGCAAUUA
Molecule: messenger RNA, 1253 nt
Organism: Girardinichthys multiradiatus
Lineage: Eukaryota; Metazoa; Chordata; Actinopteri; Cyprinodontiformes; Goodeidae
Gene: eif4eb
Product: eukaryotic translation initiation factor 4eb
Exons: 8
Coding region: 1-738 (245 amino acids)
Biological process (GO): translational initiation
Cellular component (GO): cytoplasm; eukaryotic translation initiation factor 4F complex
Molecular function (GO): RNA 7-methylguanosine cap binding; translation initiation factor activity
Source: RefSeq, a predicted model, not a curated record